Messenger RNA from Hibiscus syriacus, 1361 nucleotides. Its product is annotated as protein PIN-LIKES 3-like. Gene Ontology annotation, cellular component: membrane. Gene Ontology annotation, biological process: endoplasmic reticulum to cytosol auxin transport. The record is from RefSeq and is a predicted model, not a curated record. Bases 51 to 1301 code for a protein of 416 amino acids. NCBI's taxonomy places the organism in Eukaryota, Viridiplantae, Streptophyta, Magnoliopsida, Malvales, Malvaceae. The transcript has 10 exons.
UUGUUGUCUCCCAUGAAAUGUUGGACUGAAGAAGAAAGGCGUUUGAUACGAUGAGGAUCCUAGACUUGUUCGUGGUCGCUUCUAUGCCGAUUCUGAAGGUGCUCCUGGUGACGGCACUCGGUUCAUUUCUUGCCUUGGAUUGCAUAGAUGUUUUGGGGGAGCACGCAAGGAAGCAACUGAAUAAUGUUGUUUUUUUCGUGUUUAAUCCCGCAUUGGUCUCAAGCAACUUGGCCAAAACAGUCACCUUUGACAGCAUUGUUAUGUUGUGGUUCAUGCCAUUCAAUAUCCUGAUGACGUUUGUUCUAGGCACAGCAAUAGGAUGGGUAUUAAUAAAAACCACAAAAGCCCCUCAACAUCUAAGAGGUCUUAUAUUGAGCUGCUGUGCAGCAGGGAACGUGGGUCACAUACCCUUAAUUGUAGUUCCAGCAAUCUGUGCGGAGAAAGGCAGUCCCUUUGGAGCUCCUGACAUUUGCCAUACGUAUGGAAUGGCUUAUGCUUCACUUUCCAUGGCGAUUGGAGCUGUUUACUUGUGGUCCUUCGUAUACAACAUAGUCCGAGUUUCCUCGGCAAAGGUCAACAACGAAGUUAUCAAGUCUAAUAGCCCUGGGGGCUCGCCGUUGCCGACUUCAUGUGAUCAAGAGAACUACUCCGAUGCGCUUCUUCCGUCCAAAGAUUGCUCCAUUUCUUUGUAUACACAUGAAUUGUCAUUAGCAUGCGCCAAAUCAAAGGGAACCGUCAAGGUAUCAGAUUUUGCCAAGGCCUGGCAGUAUUUAAGGAUAAUAUUUAGAAAACUCAAUUUGAAGGCUGUAUUCGCACCUUCAACUACGGCUGCGUUUGUUGGAUUCUCUAUAGGUCUAGUUCCCCAAACUCGAAAUCUAGUAAUUGGUGGCAAUGCUCCCCUCCAUGUGGUUCAAGACUCUGCUUAUCUUUUGGGGGACGCAGCCAUCCCAAUCGUGACCCUGAUAGUCGGAGGAAACCUUCUAAGAGGUUUGAAAGGACAAGCUGGUAUUUGCAAGUCAUUGGUGAUCGGAGUAAUAGUUGUUCGGUUUGUUAUCCUCCCAUUUCUGGGCAUUGCCAUCAUAAAGACGGCAGUCCAGUUCGGUGUGGUGCACUCGGAUCCAUUAUAUCAGUUCAUUCUUCUGCUACACUACGCACUCCCACCGGCCAUGAAUAUUGGCACAAUCACCCAAUUAUUUAGAGCCGGAGAGAGCGAAUGCUCUAUGAUAAUGCUGUGGACGUAUGGGUUGGCCUCUAUUUCGCUUACGCUGUGGUCCACCGUGUUCUUGUGGUUAGUGGGUUGAUUAAUUCUUAAUUGUUCCUUCCUAUUAUUCUCAAUAAUAUUGGACUUGUAAACUUAUUGC